UUUACUGAGUGUAAGGGGCGUAUCUUUGAUGUGACAUCAUCUUACACGUUGUUCGGAUGUCACGUGACCUCCCUGCGCGUUUGGGGAUUUAGCGCUGACCGUCUGCGUAAAGUAAGUUCAUGUGUUUGGGUAAGAGACCGUAUUCGAAACUCAAAGUGAGAACUAUUCAAGUGUUUAUCUAAGGUCAAAUUCUUAUUCAUAUUUUAUUUGAGUUUCCUUCAGACUUUACAUAAAAUUUAAGAACUUUCCUGUUACCCCAUGUUUGUUAAAUACAUUUCAAAGCUGGCAAUCUCAGUUUUUUUUAUGUUAAUAAAAAUUUCACCAAAAUAACGUUACCCAGAGAAGCAUUUCCCACAACAAAUAUUCUUGAAUUUAAUUUUUUUUUUCAGCGAAUGCUAAAUGUGAAACGAAAAUCUUUUAUUUCUUUUUGAAUGGCAGUAGUUUUUUAUUAUUGAGCUUGUCAUUUACAUCAAGGUUUUCAGAUAGCUGAUGGCUCUACGGUGAACUUCUAGUGAAAGAAUGAAAUGUUAAGGAAUAUGGCCAGUCUUUUAAUAUAUGUCGACAAUUUUUCAUGCAGUGUAAAGAAGAAGAAAAAAAGCAGUGCCACUCACAUAAUCUAAACAACCAUUUGUACGAUAUAUGUGCCAAGAAUGUGGUAGUUUGAAGGAAGCUUAAUUUUCAUGUGUCAGUCAGUAUUCUUUUAAAAUCUAUAGAAAUAAAUACAGUAGUAAUAAUUAUAUAUUUUUGUAGGAAACCAACAUGUAUGUGAUACCUGUAACAGAGGACUUGCACUGAAAAAGCAAUUGUACAUACACACCAAAAAGGAAUAUAAUGUAAAAUUUGUUGCAAUCAUUUACCUGUACAUAAAACUAGGAUUUAGGGAGGCAUGCUUGCUUACAAAGGAGAAAAACCUGAUAAAUUUGACCAUUCAGUUGAAGAAAAUUCUUUGCAAACUCAAUUACUUAGUCGUACUGCAGGGAAGCCUUAUGUGUGUGAUACAUGUGACAAAUCAUUCAGCUCAAAGUAUAGUUUAGCCAGACAUAUACAUAUCCACACAGGAGAAAACUGUCAUGGGUGUGAUAUGUGUAACAAGUCAUUUUCCCAAAAGAUUGAUUUAACAGCACAUAAGCUUAUCCAUACAGGAAAGAAAUCAAAUGUAUGCAAUGUAUGUAAUAAGUCAUUUUUACGAAAAUACGAUUUAGUGACACAUAUACGUAUUCACACUGGAGAAAAGCCUUAUGCGUGUGAUGUAUGUAGUAAGUCAUUUGCACGAAAGCAGGAUUUAGUGGGACAUAUGCAUUUUCAUACAGGAAAGAGACCUAAUGUGUGUGAUAUAUGUAACAAAUCAUUUGCACUGAAGUCAGUUUUAGUGAAACAUAUGUAUUUUCACUUGGGAGAAAGACCUCAUGUAUGUGAUAUUUGUAACAAAUCAUUUGCACUAAAGUGUAAUUUGACAGUGCAUAUGCGUAUUCAUACAGGAGAAAAACCUCAUAAAUGUGGUAUUUGUAAUAGCUUAUUCACAAAUAGGACUAAUUUAGUUGCUCAUAAGCUUAUGCACACAGGAGAAAAACCACAUGUGUGUGAUAUAUGUAAUAAAUCGUUCACUCAGAAGGCAGAUUUACUGAUACAUAUGCGUGUUCACACAGGAGAGAAACCUUAUGCAUGUGAUAAGUGUAAUAAAUCAUUUUCAGUAAAGUCCAACUUGGUGAGACACAAGCGGAUUCAUAUGGGAGAGAAAUCUAGGAAGUGAUAUAUGUAACAAGUUAUUCAUUCAAAAGAUCUAAUUAGAAAUGUGGUGUAUGUGCAAGAAAGAAAUCUAAUUUAUGUCAUAUAAGUAGCAAAGCAUGUAUUUAAAAGUAUGAGCUAGUGGUACAUAUGUGUCUUCAGUUGGGAGAGAGUGUGUGAUUUAUGUGGUAAUUCACUUGUACAUGUCAUUCGUUCAUAAAACAGACUGCAUUGCAUAUAUAUAAUGGAGCAAAACUUCAUGUAUGUGAUGCAUACAACAGCUCAUCAUGCUAAAGGCUAACUUACAGAUCAAAACAAAGAUCCACACAGAAGACAAACCUCAUGUGUACAAUUGUUGUAACACAUUAUUUGUGUAAGGGUUAUUUUUUAAGUAAGGUCUGUUGGUAAAAAUAUAUUUACAAGUGCCCUUUGGCGAAAAUUGACAAUUUUUGGUGGUACAUGGACACCGAGUUUGACCAGUUAUUUUGGCUUUGUGUAGCGGCAAUUUGUAUGCCUAAAAUUGCCGCUACACAAAGCCAAAAUAACAAGUCAAAGAAUGCACAGCAACCUAUUUUGACUUAACAAAACAUCAGCGAAUUGCACAAACUCGGCAUUGUGCACUUCUACGACUUUGUCCAUAUACACAUCGAUCUAUUUUCACCUAAAAAGGUCAAAGGAGCACCCAAUUCUAUACUAGAGCCAAAU
Molecule: messenger RNA, 2430 nt
Organism: Stegodyphus dumicola
Lineage: Eukaryota; Metazoa; Arthropoda; Arachnida; Araneae; Eresidae
Product: zinc finger protein 271-like
Source: RefSeq, a predicted model, not a curated record